Messenger RNA from Ciona intestinalis (vase tunicate), 6840 nucleotides. Lineage: Eukaryota; Metazoa; Chordata; Ascidiacea; Phlebobranchia; Cionidae. The record is from RefSeq and is a predicted model, not a curated record.
UCAGGGUUGUCUACCCUCUUUCGAAUAGGGUAUAUGUUUUGAAUCUUAAUGUGAUAUACAAGACAGGACUCCAAGGACUUAUUGAGAAGUUAAAACAUGUCUUUGCUAAGCUUCUACCAAAACAGAUGGUUGUUAAGGCAAAGACUUGGACCUGCAGAUGUUUACCCACAAGAAGCAAAGCAAAAAGAAGAUGAAUUGACGUCAGUUAACGUUAAACAAGGUUUCAUCAACCAACCCCCAUUUAAUGAGGAAUAUUCAAGUGCUCAUCUUUAUACAAUUGAUGCAAACAAGAUAAAUCAAAGCUUCAACCAAAUUUUGACUCAAAAGCAAGUAGUCACAACUUUUAACGACGCAGGAGCUGGAAAACGACUCAAACCUCAAGUUUAUAAAGAACAAUUCUGGCUGGUGCCAGUUAUCAAUGCCAAAUGUCGGGUUCAUUUACAAACUUGGUUCAAAGACUUAAUUCGUGGAACAAGUUUGUUGAAUUUAUGCAGAAGAGUUCCUGUGUUUAGCAAGAAGGAUGAUUUGUUUCGAACACUAUCAGAAUAUGAAGUACCGAUGGUCCGUGCAACAUGGGUGAUCAAAAUAACAUCUGCGUAUCAUCUCACACAAACUGAUGCAAAAAUUAAGAAAAGAGCGGCCAAUGACCCAAAUCUGGAAUGGACACAAGCAAUCUGCAGGUUUAUGAGGGAACAUUUGGUGAAAUUAAACAACGACAAUAAUAAUCAACCAAACAGCAAUAGUUCAAUGAAUUUAUCAAGUGGUAUUGAAACUGUAUGCAGUGUAAUGAACAGCCAAACUAUGCUAACUCGUGAAGAUAUUGAAGUUAUGUUGAAAUAUAUCAGUUGUUUGGCACAUCACAUGUAUUCUGAGGGCUUAUUUGACCGAAAUGAAUUCUUAUCAUGGGUGGUUGAUGAAUUUGAAUGUAUUUCUCUAUAUGAUGAAAUUGCACUUAGUUAUUUUGUUCCAAUAUUACAAAACUAUAUAGAGGAAGUGACCAUGAAUCAACUAUUAGCGAGAAGAAUGUCAUUUGCUGCCGCACGCCAUCUCAGUUGGUUAUUUAUUGAAGGAGCAAACUCAAGAUCUCAAUCCCCAGCUCUGCAGUCAGGGAAUAACACUCCCGGCACUAGCACACCCCAACUCACACGCCCAACUUCGGUCCAACUUAAACAACAAUGCCCCGAACACUUGCUGUCCAUUGCCCAUACCCUUGCAUGUGUUAUACAAUGUACAGUUAUAACAUGUCCUGGUGCUUUGGUGUGGUAUCAACCAUUCGAUGCAAAAGCAAGUGGUUCGCCAUUAGAUUUGCUCCCAUGCGCGCCGUCGGACCUACCAUUGCCUGAUAUACCUAAGUGGGAUACUGAAGCACUCGAAACGGACAGAUUAACCAGGUUACUACUUCAAGAGCAAGAGGCUGAUAUUGUUCGUAGAUCAAGAGCUUCUGAGAUGAAAUGGUCAACUGAUAAGUGCCAGGAGUCUACAACAGGACACACGAUUAACCGAGUGCUAAGUGCAUUAGAAGCAUUGGACAAACAACAUUUUGAUCGUCGACCUGCAGAUUCAUGGGGCGACCCGUUAGAUUUACUUUAUCAUAAAAUAUUUGACCAAGGUCAUGGUAAAGAUGGAGACAACCAGUUGACAAAAUCGAGUGAAGAUGCAGUUAUAGGAUUAUUAUGUGAAUGGGCAAUAUCACCCAAGCGUUUGGGAGAACAUAGAGCUGCUGUUGUUGCCAAACUACUUGAGUUACGACAGUCGCACCAUGAACAAGUUGAAUAUCCAGACACAACAAUUGAGACGGACACCUCAUUAAAUACAUCGGUUGGUGGGGUUAUAAAUACUUCAGCUCCAAUCAACAACUACCAACCAAACAACCACACAAACAACGUACCAUAUUUCCAGAACCUUCUUUUCACUUUUUUGGACCAACAAGCUCCAGAAUUAAAAAACCCUAAAGACGGUGAAGAAACUCAAUCAUUUAAAAAUCUUGUUCUUCUAUUCUCUGAACUGAUUGAACAUGAUGUGUUUUCACAUGAUAUCUACAUGAACACACUCAUAUCACGAGGGGAAAUCUCACCAGGCGACAUUGGUCCACUACCUUCAUUCAACACAGGCAGUGUUGAUGGUCAAAUGGAUUCUAAUCAGCAUUUAUCAAAUCUACCAAACUUCAAUAACAAACAGAUGGAAGUAAAAAUGGAGGAAGAAGAUCCUCGAUGUCCGGAUGUUGGUUCAAUGGACUUCCUUACAUCCAAUGAAAGCGUCUUCAGUCCUGGUGAAUGUCGCAGCGACAGACAUUUCUUGGAUGCGGUUCGUUCCUCUAUGGAAAACCCGAAUAAAUCGUCAGCAAAUUUUGACGCUUCUGAUGGAAGUUAUUCAAAUAUAUGGGGACAUGGGCAACCUCGUCAUGUUCAGUAUCUCAUGCAUUUCCCCAUUUCAUUCCAAGAGGAUGGAAUGACACAGGAAUGGAACCAGAGGUUGAUGGUUUUAUAUGGUGCUGGUAGGUUGAAGACUGACGUCAAACGUGCGGUUCGUAAAGUUACAAGACAUCUUACUAAACUUGUUCAAUGCAAGAGAACUAUGGAUGAUGGUGUAGACACAAAUCCUACUUUAACUCCCAGUGGAAAGAAAAUAAAGAAAUCACCAAAAUCCUCUCAUAUCGAACUGUUAUCGCGAUAUCGAGUUCUUUCUUAUUUUGACCAACACAUGAUCACAUCAACUGUGGCCAAAUCACUUUUAACAGCAAUCAACAACUAUAUAGCUGGCAGAUCAUCAUGUCUUCCUCGUUUGGAAGUUGUUCUUCUUCUUUUUGAUCUCAUGGAGGAAGCGUUAAAUGUUGGAGGACUUGUAAGGACUGCCGUUGCUAUAGCAACUCGCUUGGCUGAUCUAGCCAAUGAGAUUCAGCGUAGAAAAGCAGAAACCAACAGUUUGAAUGUUGAAUAUGUUUGGUACACAACCGAACUUUCACUUGCUGUUGUAUCAGUAUUGAGACAUUAUAUAAGUUUUCUGACACUCAACAUGGAUCUUACAUUCAAUGCAUUUGAAGGACUACUCGAUGCAACGAAACAAUCUUGCAUCUCAAACCCAACACAGUGCGCAUCUGCUGAUAGGAGUGUCCUGGUAUUUUUAUAUGAUCUUUAUACAUCGUUUGGUUACAUACGAUCACAACGAUCGGAAGCAUUUGGUGGAUACGUUGCGAGUGUUAGACAAGCUCUCUGUUCAACUAAGAAACCAGCUACAACAAAUUGCAGAUAUGAUCAAACUUUUCUUCAAAGUUUCAUCGACGACCCAAUGGCUCAAUCCCCAUUGUCAGUGGCUGAAAAAUACAGUGGUUUAUUACAAGAUGUAUCGCGCAGAUACAGCUUUGUGUGUUCCGCUGUUAUCACAGUCUGUAAUGGACAUCAAGACUUUGAAAAAGUAAAUGCACUUGCUGUUUUAUGUGCUGAAAUGAAUGCCAGAUGUAAUGAGUUGAGUUCCGAAUGGCUGGGAGUGUUAAGAGCUCUCUGUUUCUCUUCGUGUACCGUCAACUUUAAUGACGUUCUCUUAAUAGUUGAGGCUGGAGAUGCUCAAAUCCGAGAUCCUUUAUCUCUAUUUACAGCAGUGUUAAUAGCAAGAGGUUGUUUAUCAUUAGAAGAUGUUAUACAGCAUGUGGCCAUCCCUUCACUGCUUGCUGCUUGUAAAAGUCGAACUUCACCAGAUUUACCGAACCCUGAUACAAGUGCCAGGCUGACAUGCCACCUCCUACUCCAGUUAUUUAAAGCUCCAAGUUCAAAUAAAUCAAGUUUCCGUCUUCCAUUUUCAUCCGACCGUCAUCUUCUUGCAGCUGCACAACACAGUAUAGCAGUUGGUGCUGUACUUGCUGUGUUGAAGGGGGUGCUUAAACUAGGUGAUGCAAGGCUAUCAAGUGGUAAGAAUGCUUUUUCUCACGAAAGUGAACUUUGUGUGACAAGUUUCUUGAAACCAAUUGGAAAUUUGGAUGAUUUUGACGACCUUCAUAUGACUGGUGGACAGGAUAUUAAAAAUCGGAAGAGUGGCCCAUCUUCUUCCAUGGACGGAGCAAGUUUGAGUGAAUUUGCCAAACACGCCGUUCGUGUUAUUUGUUCACAACAAUGGGUUCGUGAAAAAUGUUUAAAGGAUCCUGUGAUGGAUUUACUUAUGGACCAAGUACUUACAAGAGAGCAGAGACAAAAUCUCAUUCAACUUAUUUGUUAUCCGGAAAAUCUUCUUCAGGUUAAACUCUCGGGACUCAGUAAUGAGCCAAGAAAAUACGUUGUGAGCGUUUUGAGUGGUAUGACGCGAUGGACUUUCAGACAAUGUCUUCUUGAAUUGCAAGUCAUGCUUAGACAGUCACCACAAGAAAAGAGUUUGCCUGAACAUAUUGCUAAAGCCACAAUUGAAGUUUUCCAACAGCAACAACAACAGCAGAAUCUCGAUUCGACAAAAGAAAGAAAAUCUUCGCUUACUGGUCCAGAACUUGAUCGUUGCAAUGUUUGGCUGGUUGCCCCACUUGUUAGUAAACUACCAUCACAGGUUCAAGGAAGAGUCCUCCAGGAGGCGAGUGCGAUCCUAGAAGCUCCACAAAACCUCUCCUCCACUUCUACAAGGAGCGGGGCUGGAGCAAGAUCGGAAAGAGAUAAUCGGCAAGGAGGAUCUUCUCUCCUCAACCAUCAACCAUUCCUCACACUUAUAUUGACUUGUCUCAAGGGUCAAGACGAACAGCGAGACUCAUUGUUGGAAUCUCUACAGUCACAAAUAGUGAUGUUGCAUUCAGAAUGGCAAGAUGCUCGAUCACAUCGGGGCUCGUGUAAGGACUUAAACAACUCACAAAACUGUGUUCAUGAUGCUCUGCAAUUAAGAUUAAGUCUGGUUGGUGGAAUGUUUGACACAGUGAUGAGCAACUCACAGUGGACAAGUGAUGUGGUCGUACUUCUCAUGCAACUUAUUAUAUCUGGCAUGGUAGAUGUACAGACAAAUUCUGAGUUAUUUGACAUUGUGUACGACAUGAUCGCCGUUCUACUUCACCAUACGUUGGGCGGGGAUUGCGCAAAUAAAGGAGAAGGAAGCAAAAGGGAAUAUAUUAAUAUUGUCAAAAAAAUGAAGAAAGAAAUGGGCGACAAACAAACUGAAAGUAUCCGAAGAUUGCGACAACUUCUCCCGAUAACUAGACCUGAGGUUUAUGUUGUAUGUUGUGAACCAUCGGGGGCGCACAUGGAUAUUAAAGGAAAUAAAAUCCCAGUCCCUGUGGAUGGGAACCAAGGCCUUCAGGUGACAUCCAAGCAAAAACUAAACAUGUGGGACGUGAUUGAAGGAUUGAAACAUUCCUCCCCACUUUGUCUCGCAUGGUUCGGAGCUCGGACCAUCGAACGUAAACCAAUGUUUUAUGAAGAACAACAUAACUUGAUGUUACACCACCAACACAGUAGGAAAAGAGAUUUGAUAGACUUCCUCUCUCCUCCACAACUUCCUCCAGAGGAAGAAGAGGAAGCUGAGUUGAUCCCCGUUCCUACUAAGAUCCCGGAUCACAAAGGAUCAGUUUUGAAAAAUCCCUUCGGAGCAUCCUCUGCAUCCACGGAAGGAAUGAAACAACCUCCGCCAAAGAAGAAAAAAAAAUCAAGAGUUCGGACUUCCAGCGAGCAAAACUUACCUGUCCCGUACCGACAAACAUUCUCUGUCGCCCCGAACCCCGUUCCCGCUGGCAGUUUGUUGAACCAGAUGGGGACGACAUCAACACAAGUCAAUUCGUUUCAACACCCAAACAACUUCCCGAACAACCCCCCAAAUUACCCCAACUAUCAACAAACGAAUCAACAAAUCACGUCAACAUACGGGGCAAACAAUUUCCCACCUUCAGCACAACAAGCACAGGCGCAAAGUACGCAUUUUAAAGACCGUACACGCCAAGCUUUGCAACUCAAAUUAUUAUCGCGACAUCCAGCGCAAGGUAAAACUAACACUGGGCAUAUGGGAACACAAGGUUAUUCAGAUAUUUCUAAAUCUGUGAUCAGACAGCGCUUAGAAGGGCAUGUGCGUACAAGCAGUCAUGUUCCUUCACACGACAUGUACAGCAACCAACCACAAUCACGACAAGUUGGUUUACAGCAACAUAUGAUAAACCAGGGGAGUGUCGGAUAUAAUUCAUACAACACGCCAACACCUGCAAUGCAACAAAACCAACAUGGAAUUAUGCAAGGUUAUAACAACAGUGGUUACCGAAACACCAACCCUCCCAACAACCAGAUUGGUUACCAACAAUCAACCAACACCAGCGCUCAAUCAAACCAGCAGUUCAUGAACCAACAACAAAACGCUAACACUGCUUAUGGAGUGAGCGGUAUCCACCCAAAUAGUCAGCAGACUGCGUAUUCAAACCCCCAGCAAGUGAGCAGUGGUAUGGGCAUGAUAGGCAUGGGUGGACAAGCAGGACAACCAAACCAAUAUGGCAUGACGUCAAUGCAACGUGGGACCAGUCAACCAACACACAUGGCGAGAAUGAACCAACAGCAAGUACAUAUGGGUGGUAGUAAUGUACAUCAGAUGAAUACUGGUCAAAAUAUGCAAGGCACAAUGAACCAACGACAAGUGAUGGGACAUCAGUCUGUAAUGAAUCCACAGCAACAAUACAGCACACGUAUGUUGAAUACACAACCACAAUCAAACCAACUGAUAGAUAUGAGAAGAAAUAUUCACCAGCAAGGACCCCCACCUUACUAACAACUGGAUGCUAAAGAAUCAAAGGAAUAUAAAUAACUACAUACUGCCCUUUAACUGAACAGUUGCUGAGCAAAUAAUAAAGUCACAGUGCAAUUUUUAUUACAAUCAAAUAAAUAAAUUUCAUAAACGUGAAAA